UCUUAUUUUCAUUGUCACUCUCAUCUUUUAGAGAGAGAAUAUAAAGAAGAAGAAGGGCAAUUAUGGAAUGUGGAGGAACUGCACAAGGAGGAGGAGAUGGCUUCCAUAGCUAUAAAAGGCAACAUCCGAAACAAACUUCUGCAUUGAACAUGUUGCUGACCCCAAACAAGCCAACCUCCGCCAACAACACUCCAAACAGCAAUCACCACCUCUCUAACGGUGGAGCCGCCACCGGCAACUCCCCAGCCACUAGCCCCAUCCCGGUCGCUACCGCCACCAACAAUGAGCAAAACCAACAAUGCAUGGUGCGAGAGCAAGACCAGUACAUGCCGAUAGCUAAUGUGAUACGCAUCAUGCGACGGAUCUUACCCUCCCAUGCAAAGAUAUCGGACGACGCCAAAGAGACCAUCCAAGAAUGUGUGUCAGAGUACAUUAGCUUCAUCACUGGCGAGGCAAACGAACGAUGCCAACGGGAGCAACGCAAGACAGUGACGGCGGAGGAUGUCCUUUGGGCUAUGGGGAAGCUAGGUUUUGAUGAUUAUAUUGAACCGCUAACUGUUUUCCUCAACCGCUAUCGUGAGUCGGAAAGUGACCGAAUUCGCACUGAGCCAAUCUUGAGGCGCAAUGUGGAUUACGGGCCACAAGUGGGAAUGAUGCCACCGUACGGGCAGGCAUUUCAGAUAGGGCAUGUCCCAGCAGGGAUGUUCGAUGCAAUGGGCGGAUACUAUAACGGAGGCGGGAGCGGUGGCCCGAGCGCCGGAAACGGUAGCCAGCUUUGAUAUGAGUUUGAAGUAGGGUACUAAUUUGAAAUGAAAGCUAUAUAUAUAAUGAAUAAAUAUCAAAAAGCAACAAGUGAUUAUAACCCAUUUGUUCUAGCUAGGUUUGAUGGUGGUGGUGGCUGGCUGGUUGGCUGCUGUGGUUUGUAUGGCUGCAAGAUAGUCUUUGCUAACUUCUCUCUUUCACUUUUUAAAUUCUUGUUAUUCCCCAAAAACUUUCUUGCAUC
Molecule: messenger RNA, 1003 nt
Organism: Benincasa hispida (wax gourd)
Lineage: Eukaryota; Viridiplantae; Streptophyta; Magnoliopsida; Cucurbitales; Cucurbitaceae
Product: nuclear transcription factor Y subunit B-9-like
Biological process (GO): regulation of transcription by RNA polymerase II
Cellular component (GO): CCAAT-binding factor complex; nucleus
Molecular function (GO): DNA-binding transcription activator activity, RNA polymerase II-specific; RNA polymerase II cis-regulatory region sequence-specific DNA binding; protein heterodimerization activity
Source: RefSeq, a predicted model, not a curated record